Pseudomassariella vexata is the source of this 2102-nucleotide messenger RNA. RefSeq lists its product as uncharacterized. Gene Ontology annotation, molecular function: tryptophan-tRNA ligase activity; ATP binding. NCBI's taxonomy places the organism in Eukaryota, Fungi, Ascomycota, Sordariomycetes, Amphisphaeriales, Pseudomassariaceae. The record is from RefSeq and is a predicted model, not a curated record. Gene Ontology annotation, cellular component: cytoplasm. Bases 216 to 1655 code for a protein of 479 amino acids. The transcript has 7 exons. Gene Ontology annotation, biological process: tryptophanyl-tRNA aminoacylation.
CUUACAAGGACCCCUGCAAAACUACCCCACGCCGGAAACUGCCCCUCCAUAGCUCGAAAACGGUGACUCGCUUCUAUCACAAGUUGAGUCACCAAUUCGAGAGCUGCUUCAGCGACAUAUGCGAACGGUAUUCGAACGUUAGACCAGAGUAUUCUACAUUUUACUUGACCUGAUUCAGUCACGUUUCGACCGAUUGGCCUUCCACAAUCACCACAAUGGCCGAACCCGAAGCGCCCACUGAGGCCGUACCAGCUUAUGCGCAAGAUGCUACAGCUUCUGCCGCAACCGCGCAAAAGGUUGAUCCAUGGAACGUAUCCGGUGGAACAGGUGAAGAUGGAAAGCCGAAGGCAAUCGACUACACCAAGCUUGUCGACGAGUUCGGAACCAAGUUGAUCAACCAAGAGAUGCUCGAUAGAUUCGAACGGGUGACAGGCCACAAACCGCACCGAUUCAUGCGCAGACAGAUCGUAUUCAGUGAACGAGAUUUGGGGUUGAUACUAGAUCGAUACGAGAAGGGGCAACCCUUUUUCUUGUAUACCGGUCGAGGGCCCAGUAGCGACAGCAUGCACGUUGGACAUACGCAAAUCUUUGAUUUUUGCAAGUGGUUGCAAGAUGUCUUUGAUGUACCUCUCGUGAUCAUGCUUACAGAUGACGAGAAGUUCUUGUUCUCGGAGAAAAGGACUGUUGAGGAGGUCAUGGGCUAUACACGUACCAACGCAAUGGACAUCAUUUCCAUCGGAUUCGAUCCUGCGAAGACCUUCAUAUUCUCCGACUACGACUUCAUGGGUGGAGCAUUCUACAGGAACAUCACUAGAUUUUCCAAGCGUGUGACAUACAACACUGCCAAAUCCGUGUUUGGGUUUGAUGACAGCUCCAACAUUGGCAAGAUCCACUUCACUAGCAUCCAGGGCGCAUCGGCGUUCGCAUCGUCAUUCCCGCACAUAUUUGGCGAGGAUGAGGCCAAAACGUCUGUUAUCCCCUGUCUGAUUCCCUGCGCGAUUGACCAGGACCCCUAUUUCCGUCUCACGCGAGACGUUGCAGCAGGCUUGCACUACGCAAAGCCCUCACUCAUCCAUGCUCGCUUCUUGGACGCCUUGCAAGGUCCAGGAUCCAAGAUGUCAGCCAGCAUCGACAGCUCUGCUAUUUUCAUGAAGGAUACCCCAAAUCAAAUCAAGACGAAAAUCAACAAGUAUGCGUUCUCUGGCGGACAAGUAUCGGUCGAAGAGCAAAGGAGACUCGGCGGAGAUCCAGAUGUCGACGUUUCGUAUCAAUACCUCAACUUUUUCAUGGAAGAUGAUGCCGAAUUGAAGGAGAUUGGAGAGAAGUACCGAAAAGGAGAGCUUCUCACGGGCGAGCUCAAAGCUAUAUGCAUCAAAUACAUGCAGGAGUACGUCGCGGCGUUCCAGGAGCGGAGGUCAAAGGUCACGGAAGAGACGGUUGACCACCUCAUGGCGAAACGGCCACUGGAGUGGAAAGGCAACCCCAGGGUGGAGAAGGUACUUCCUGUGGUUGGGAACUCGUCGAAAUCUGAAGGCGCAGUGGGCGAAGGUGGAGAUGGGAAGCUAACCAAGAACCAGCUAAAAAAGCUGGAGAAGGAGAAGAUGAUUGCAGCAAAGAAGGCGGCAAAGGCUGCUGAAAAGGAGGUGCCCAAGUAAGCUCGCGAUUUGCUUAAACUGGGCAACAUGGCGCUGGUCGGACGACAGCUCAAAUAAUAAAAUGGGGAGAGCCAGAGUUACACUCAUUGGGUUGCGAAUUAUCCUAGAUAUCGUAGAACUCCACCGUUUCCUUGAAGGGAUACCAUAUCCUUACAGAAAAUGAUAUGCGUCUGUCAUUUAUAGAGCGGCCCCGUGAAGGCUGCGUCACAUCAGCGAGGACCUGGACAUGCCAUGGGGAAGACAUCGAAAUUCCACUAUGACACCACCCCAGGGAUUCUGGACUCCAUUAUACCUGCCUAUUUCACUGUUUUGGUUAUGCUGUCCACCAGGGUCCUGGCACGGCACGCGAUGAGCUCAGAAGAGGUUUAGGGGCCUGGUAUUGGACUGAGAGCAAACAAACAGCAUCUCUAUUCCAGGUUUAUAAUACAAAAUUCCGUUGCAAAAGCC